Molecule: messenger RNA, 4347 nt
Organism: Cotesia glomerata
Lineage: Eukaryota; Metazoa; Arthropoda; Insecta; Hymenoptera; Braconidae
Exons: 15
Coding region: 1236-4073 (945 amino acids)
Biological process (GO): regulation of DNA repair; carbohydrate metabolic process; nucleotide-sugar metabolic process
Cellular component (GO): cytoplasm; nucleus
Molecular function (GO): poly(ADP-ribose) glycohydrolase activity
Source: RefSeq, a predicted model, not a curated record
UGCGGGAUGCGUCAUAAAGGGAAUAAUGUGACGUCUUGAACAGGAGGAUUCUGUUCCAUAUGCCAUAUGUGUCAACUUAGGCACCACGAAUCACCACACACCCAUCCCGGUUUACUGCUAGAUAGAAUAUGUCUACAUUGGUUCAGCUAUUUGCUACCGACUGUCUAUCUGUCUUCUGUCUGUCUAUCUCCGUGAUUCCACGGAAGCGUUUUAUUUACUGGAGCAUGCAAGGGCGAGGUUUUUGCACCCCUGAAACAAGGAUCCAAUCCACCGAGUGAAGAUAUGAUUAUCAUACAUAAUCCAUGGCUCUAAUGAUCGCCACCACAGUUCGGAGGAAUUAUUUUAUAGGAGACGCUGACUAUCAAUGCUCCACCGCGAGGCGGAUUAAUUGACCUCGGAAUUAAAUCGAUAGUCGAUGCGCGGAAGUCAGAUUCGCUGGUGUGUAUUCUAUGAUGUAUCAAAUUCUCAUCAGCAUACCACACCGCUUAAGUGACGAGUCACUACGAAACUAGAGCGUCACAGUGAGGAGAAAUUCUAUAUAGGAGUUGGCAGAGCGCCGGCGCUAAUCUAAAAAUACAAGUCAAAAGCGAGUAAGAAAGCACGGUCACGAUUAACGCUUCUGUGCUUGCGGCGGCCGACGUGCGUACUAGAGACCCGGGGAUCAGCAAAUCAGCAUAGACAUCCACUUGCCGUAGUCUUCAACCACUACACCCGAUUCAGCCCAACGUUCCGUCAAACAUCCAGAGCAGGUUAUGAAACAAUGGCUGAGCUUCGGGUGUGUCUACCCACUUGUUAUAGAGGCCUAAUAUAAGUGUUAUGUCCUAACCUAAAAAAUAAAAAAUAAAAAAUAAAUCAAUGAUCACUAUCUCUAUCACCGCAAAUAAGUGAAUCAGCUCACAUCACAACACAACACGACACUAAGUUGGAUUAUAUAACCUCAUAAACAGUUUAAAGAGUCAAUAUACCAGUGAUUGAAGCACGUGUAGGCCACCUAGGCCAUGUAUGUCCAUAAGGACAAGUGGGUGAUAAGUCAAUGGAUUUAUGCCUGAACAAAAUUAUAUUUAUACCUUUUCUACGUUGUAUAUAAAUAUAUAAAUACACUAUCGCGGAUAACAAUUACCGAGAGUGAUAUUAUGGGUUUUAAAUGAGAAGACUAGUAGUAUACCAGGUGUUUAUGUAAUAAUAAUACUUAUUGUCCAUUAUUAUUAUUAUUAUUAAUUUAUAAAAACAGUGUCAUGGCUCUGGUGAUGCUGCCCUGUGAUCUGCCCUGGUGGCCGGCGGUUGUUAAACAGCUGGACAAAGCUGCUCUGGCCAGAAAUUCCCAAGAUUUAAUUGGAGCCAUGCAGAGGAUUCAUGAUAUGUGCAACAUAAGCCUGGACCCGGACGAAGAUGAGCAAGACCCCGAUCUCUUUGUCGGGCUUGCCAAGUUUAUUGAUGAGGAUCUAGGGCCAGGGGAACGAGAACAAAUGUUCGUAAAGACAAUACCUAAGAUUGUAGAGAGAGCCAAAGCUUUGAGGAAUACCAAACCACCUCAGGGGCUUUAUUUUAGUUUGCAGCAACAAGGAGAUCAUGUGGAGUAUAGUUAUGGAUUCGCUUCUUCACUAGUAGCCAAUGCCUUUUUUUCGACGUAUCCUAAGCGCACAGUUAAAACGCACCCGACAUUAGGAGAUUUUAAUUUCACUAAUUUCUUCAAGUAUCUUCAUUUAAACAGUCAAAAGAUAAAAUUACAAAGCAUACUCCAAUAUUUCGAGUUUUUAGAAACCGAUGGAGCGUUGGAAGGCCGGAUGCUCGUGUCCAGGCAGGUGAUGACGUCCAAACAAUGGCUGACUAUUGAAGAUUGGCUUGAAAGCAACGUACUAUUGUGUCCCUUGACAAUUCGGCAUGUCGGUCGGUUAGAACGAGUCGAUACUGACACUAAAGUUCUGCAUGUCUGCUUCGCGAGCUCUAGAUUCGGCGAGGGUGUACUUGAAGAUGCUAUUAGCCAAGAAACUGUACAUAUAGCAACUCAUCCAGAAAUGCUUGCUGUGAUAUUGUCCGUGGAGGCCUUAGAAGACAACGAAGUGUUGAUAGUCGAAGGUGCGCGACACGUAUCCCGAAUAAAUAAUCCCAAGCAAAAGGCAACAUUUGAGAGUAUACCUAAUCCAAAUCCCGUUACCGUUUGCUGUAUGGACGCUGAAAAUUAUUCAGAUAUGCCACGUAAUCAGUUUGAAGAAGACAAUAUACUUCGUGAGAUGAAUAAAUCAUUGCUGGGAUUUCGUCAAAGACAUUUGCCGGCGAGUCCCACGGAAACGGUCAGCCUGGACGAUGCUGCUUGCCCCGACGGGUGUCCAGUUACCCGGAGGCUGUCUCCCAUAGGCGAGAGUUUCAGCAGCGCUUCUCCAGAAGUCGAGACCUCUGAAGACAAAGUCGUUAUUCAUAACAAUAACAAUAACAAUAAUAUUCGGGCUAAUGGAAACUUGUCCGAAGACAUAAGCAUAGAAAAUCCCCUGACAGAUGUUCGCCUGAGGCCUAACGGACGCUCGACAACUCAGAGGUCGCUCAGUCCAGAUAAACUGAUCACGGGCUACAAUAAAAGUUUGUGUAGCAACGCCAGCACUCGGAGCAGAUUCAUUGUCUUGGGGUCCAGUGGUGAGGUGUUGCCUGUUACAAGGAAAUCCUUGGGACAAAUGUCUGUUUACGAGAGCUGCAAUAGUCAGAGCACUGAGAGCUUCCACAGCGCCAGGGAUUCUAUCGAAGACGAGCAUCCUGCUGGAAAGUAUGAUGAAGAAGAAUUUAAAUUAACUCGCAAGUACAGCAAUCAAUUAGACACACCUGAAAGAAGAGGAACGUUUGCUCAAAGAUUAAAAGAAGCUCUUAAUCGAGAAAGCACUGCGACUGGAUCCUCUGAAGAAUCUUCUGGUGAAAGUAGCUACGCUGUUGGAAUUAGUAUAUCUGGAAGUCAUGUUGGUGAUCAAGAUAUUAAAGUUAGAAGAGGAGGUUCUAGAGGAUUUGUAUUACGAGAUGAGACUGUCGAUGAAGAUUUUUUAAAAGCAUCUUUAGAAGCUGAACAAAAAUGGCUCGGAAAGUUUAAACAUACUCAACAGCCAGUUUUACAAAGAAAAGACACUAAUAACAGUAGCAAAUACAGUUUUAGCACUGAAUAUAGUUCUGAUUUUUGCUCAGAAUUGGAAGAAGUCUACGAGCAAUUGUCAAAGUGGUUGGAUGAUCCAAUAGCAUCAGAUGAAAACCACGAGUUGGAAGCAAGAGACCGUGCAGUGAUCCAAUUUGCGGGUUCUCUAUUGCGGAGAGCUUUGAGUGAAUCAUUCGCAGGUGUUCCUGUCCAGGAAGGCGAGCCUCAACUUCUCAUAGGGACAAAUGACGUUCAACAGAAGCACAAAUUAGCUCUGGCUGUACGGAGUCUCAGUCUCGAGCUUGCGAGACAGAGAAACAAGCGUCAGCAGUCGAAUGAGAGACAGUGGGUAACAAUAAAGUUAAAUGAAACAAAGAUACAGAUCUCAGACACAGAGGAUCAACAAGAAGUUGAAGAGGAGGAUUUUAUGGAUGCUUUUGAAGUACAAGAAUCUCCAAAGAAAGUUGAAUCAAAGCGAAAUAAAUGGACAAUUAAUUUAACAUCCCUAAAGGAGCUUGAAACUCUUCUUGAAGAAGAAUCACCAACUUUUAGUUGGCCACUACAGUUUCCGGAGAUAAAUAUUAAAAAUAUUUAUAGCGAUGUCGAAGGAAUAAACAAUUCGAUCCCAGGAGACAGCAAUCCUCAAGAUGGUGGACUUUUGCCAGUAGCAACCGGAAACUGGGGUUGUGGAUCACGAUUAAAAGGUGACCCGCAAUUGAAACUGGUGAUUCAGUGGCUAGCAGCUUCUUUGGCUGGAGUUCCGCGACUUAUUUAUUACACUUGUGGUAAUCUGAAUUUAUCUAAGCUUGAUACUGUGAGCAGAGUCCUCACCGACAGAAGAUGGACAGUUGGAGAUCUGUCAACCGCGAUGCUGAGGUUCGCGGAUCAAGCACUAGGAGAUCGAGUGAAGGGUCGGAAUAGCCUCUUCGACGAACUGAUUGGCGUCGACAAGCCUAGUCCUUAGCUCAAAAAUAUUUAUCAUUUUUUAUUGAGCUAUCAUCAAAGACUUACGGUCAAUUGUCUGUUGACUUGCUUCCUGGUCUAAUAGAUUAAGAUUAACAUUUUAAAAAUUAUUAUUAAAAAUUAUUACAGUUCAGCAAAAAUAUUAAACGCACGGAUUUAUUUUUAACAGCUCAAUUUAAAACAAUAUUAAUAAUUGAAUAAAAUGUUUUUUAAAUAUUGAGUAUUUAAAUAUUUAUAUUAGUAUCGACCAGAGCAUAUCAAAAAAAAUAACAUCG